AUGUUAAAUUUAAACGAUAAUAACUUGCGUUGGAUUAAAAAAGACUCAAAUGAUACUUCAAUGAACUUAACAGAAACACCUGAUGGUAGUCUUCAAGAAUGUAAUUCAUCUAACGCUUUUUAUAGCCUUAAAAAAAAACGCAACAGAAACAAUUUGAGAAAAAAAUAUGAGAAAAAUGACAGUUUAACUUCUUUGAAUAUGUCAGAUUGGCCAAAUCAACAAAAUCUACUCACACAUUACCCUAUUAAAGAAAUUAGAAAGUCAGAUGUCUGUGCACAGGUUCUUGAUACAAAUAGUUUAAAACAUUUUAGCAUGCAUCCCACGUGUACUUUAAAUAUAUAUAAUAAUUAUUAUCCAAAUUCAUUAAUGACCGAUUCAAAUCCUAUACAUGAUGUAUCAAAAUGUUUAACUCGUAACCAGUCCUUUACUGAGCACAUUAUUCCAAGUAGCCAAUCAUCACUCAGAACGAAUAUUUGCAUCACGGAAUCAUGGAGAGAAAUCAAUCACGUUGAUAAAAUUAAACUCACUGCAGCUUUAUUAUUUCAUGUGAAUUCAGUGACCAAUAAAAUAAUGCCGCUUAUUAAUUUACAUGCAUUAGCCAAUCCGUUUCUGCAAAUUCCAAUUCAGGUUUGUCGUAUGGCAAAUAAUAUUAAUUUGAAUAUGGCUGAAGUGUUAUGUAGAAAAAGAACCGAAGUUGCUGUAAUUUCCUGGAUGGCAACUACACUGAAUCAGCAAAAUACAUCAACACGGGUAUUUUAA
Molecule: messenger RNA, 759 nt
Organism: Macrosiphum euphorbiae (potato aphid)
Lineage: Eukaryota; Metazoa; Arthropoda; Insecta; Hemiptera; Aphididae
Source: the annotation of a GenBank genome assembly